Zerene cesonia (dogface butterfly) is the source of this 1658-nucleotide messenger RNA. RefSeq names its product aquaporin AQPAe.a (gene Prip). The record is from RefSeq and is a predicted model, not a curated record. Bases 204 to 1013 code for a protein of 269 amino acids. Gene Ontology annotation, molecular function: water channel activity. Gene Ontology annotation, biological process: transmembrane transport. Gene Ontology annotation, cellular component: plasma membrane. The transcript has 7 exons. Lineage: Eukaryota; Metazoa; Arthropoda; Insecta; Lepidoptera; Pieridae.
GCGGCUUGUUCAAAUGAACACAAUCAAAGUUCAUACCACAUCAAAAACACGCGGCAGCAGAGCUGUAUACCACUAUAAAUAUAUUUGUUAAAAUUCUAUACGAGUAUAUUAAAUAGUAAUAUCGUUUAUAUUACUAAGUGUCCUGAGUGUUUCACUAAAUUUGACCAGUUUUCUUCGGUAAACGGGGAAGCAAAAAUAAAACAAUGGGAGAACUCGGGCACAAACUCGGAUUGGAUGAAUUGUCGGGUGGAGCUAUGGGCAUCAGCAAAGCAUUGCUCGCUGAAUUUAUCGGUAAUCUUUUGCUGAAUCUGUUCGGAUGCGGCGCCUGCAUCAACGUGACGAAUGGGUCGGAAGCAGCCCCUAACAUCGUCCUCAUCGCUUUCAGCUUUGGUCUCGCUGUGUUUGCCGCUGUUUCUGCCAUAGGUCACAUAUCGGGCGGGCACAUAAACCCCGCAGUGACCGCGGGCAUGCUAUCCACCGGCCGCAUAAAGCUAGCCCGGGCUAUUCUUUACGUGAUAGCUCAAUGCGCGGGCGCAGCAGCUGGUUCGGGGCUACUCAAAGCCUUUACCCCGGAAAAAGUGGCGGGAAAGCUUGGCGUUACCGGGCUGGGCGUUGACGUCACUUCCCUGCAGGGCUUCGGGAUUGAGUUCUUCCUUGGUUUCGUGCUUAUCUUCGUCGUAUUUGGGGUGUGCGAUCCGAACAAACCCGACAGCAAAGCCACAGCUCCUCUGGCUAUCGGUCUCACGGUGACGCUGGGACACCUGCUGGCGGUGGACUACACAGGCUCAGCUAUGAACCCCGCUCGGUCCUUCGGCUCGGCGCUGGUGGCUAACGAAUGGGCCGACCAUUGGGUGUACUGGGCGGGCCCGGUGGCGGGCGGCGUGGCGGCGGCGCUGCUGUACGCGCACGGCUUCUCCGCGCCGCCGCACGAGCCCGCGCCGCGCUACCGGCCCGUCGCCGCCGACGAGAAGGAGCUGAAGAGACUGGACGGUAAAGGGGAAGACAUGGCGUGAGUGCGCGCGCGCCGGCUGCGGCCGCUCCACCCCGUCUCUGUUCCCAGCGACACGCGCUACAAGCAAACAUACAAACAUUUUUAGUAACGAACCUAAUGUAAUCUUGAGACUUAUUUUUGAAAUUCAAUAUGUACCAGUUUUCUUUUCAUAAUUUUGCUCAAUAUAAAAAAAACUUACAAAAUCUCAUUUAAUGUGAAACUGCCACCGACAACGAUAAUUAUAUUUGAUAAAGAUGACAUAGUUUUGGUAUAUUUUUGGUACAAAAAUAUUACCCAAAUAAGUUUUCUAAAAAAAAAUUUUCUCCACUAAAUUUAGAAUUGUAGAGGCGAAAAGUUUUUUCUCUGUGCACUUUAACUAUUUAAGAACAUCUUCCAGUUUAUUAAAUAUAAGAUUUUAUACUAUUUAAUUAAUAAUUAAGGAAAAUCAUAGUCGUUACUUAUUUAUGUACUCAUUUUGUGUGCCGCUUGGGAGAGUCAAGAGUGUUUGAGUUUUCAAUAUUCGGUGUGAGAUACAAUAUUAAGAACAAGUUAUCCUUUCUCUUCUUCAUUUCACCGCUAUUUUAUAACUUAUAUGCUAUAAUGUAAGCGAUUUGCAGUUGUGUUCAUUAUUCGUGUUUAUCUUUAUAAUAAAUGAAUAAAUAUUUUU